AUGUAUUUAUUGUAUUUUCAUUUUUGUGCCGGUUACAAUAUAAAAAAAAUGGCGACCUCCAGGCACGACGUCGAUAAAGAAAAUACACAUAAAACAAGAAUACCGUUGCCAAAAGAUCCAUUACCAGCAUUGCCGAGUCAUUUAUUAGAGGAUAGUAAUAGUAAAAAGCAUCUAGAACUUCCAAAAAGAUGUCCUCUGAGGACUUUGCUUGCUCAAAAUAUUCCCAAGCCUGGCCCUAGUAAAGUGGUGCCAUUAAAACCUCGCAUACCUCUGAAGAUUGAUACUAAACAUGUUACAUUAAGGCAGAAAAGUGACGAUUUAGAUUGGCAUUAUACAGUGUUCAAAGAUAGAAGUGAAGAUAAAGAUGCAAGUGUUAUAUCUAUUAGUGAUGAUGAAAGACAUUUGGAUGAUAAGAAUAGCCGAAAACAUUUUGUAGAAAAUAAAAAGAAAAAUACUUUGGGAGUGAACGCUGUGACGCCUAAUCUGCAGGAAUGCUUGGAAUCAAAUCGUAUUAAGAAUAUAAAAAGGAGUUUGAAAAGACCUCAUAGUAGAGAGUUACAGGGUCUGUCACCACCGGCCCCUGUCAAACAACAAAAGGAUGAUGAAAAAGUAAAAAAACGUUUACACUUUGAUGAAACUUUACAAGAAAGACUCGGGACUCCGGAUUUCUGGAAGAGGUCAUACAUGCGAUGCCUUAACAGAGAUUAUUCUGCGGAUAUGUUCGAGUAUCUUCUGGAUGUGGAGCGGAAGCCUCUUGAUGUGCCUCGCACUCCCAGUGUCUCCAGGGCAUGUGUUAUCAACUGGUUAAUAAAAAUUAAUGGUACGUUUGGCAACCCGGCCGUUGUCCAAGCCGCGUGUUGGUACUUGGACUCGAUCUUAGGAACCGGUCACGUCCAGGUGGAAAGGCUGCAAUUGGUCGCAGCAGCCUGUUACUGGAUAGCGCAGAAACUGAAUGGUCCAGUGAUGCCAGCGAUGAGGCUCGUCAGGUACUCGUGUUCAGCCUUCACGUGUGAGAAGCUUUUAGCCACUGAGAAAGCUGUGCUGAUAAGAUUGAAAUUUCCCCGGCAGCCGGUGGUAGCCCAGGAAUUCAUAAAUUACUUAGCUUGGUGGUGUGCUGGUGACUGCAGUGGUGAGAUAGAAGUGGCUGCCACCUUCCUAGCCAUGUGUGGAAUGAUGGUCGACCGUUUUCUAUGUGAUGAGUACCCGUCAGUGAUAGCAGUGGCAGCUGUCAGAAAUGCUGUGCUUCUGCUAAGGAAAAGGGAACUGUUGGCGCGACUACACGAGAGUAAUAUAUUCAAAAUUGCAGAGAAAAAAGCAACAAGUUUAUCGUACACUUGUGCUGUUUUACGUCGGGCUGUUCGUACUGUGGGUGCUCCAAUGUAUGAAUACAAAACACCUCUGGAACAUUAUGGCAUGGCUCCGAACCACAUAGCACAGAAGAUCAUCAGAGCAUCCAACGACUUAUCUGUUAUGGAACUAAGAGUUUCUGAGUCGAGGUUAAAACCAAAUUGA
Molecule: messenger RNA, 1512 nt
Organism: Spodoptera littoralis (African cotton leafworm)
Lineage: Eukaryota; Metazoa; Arthropoda; Insecta; Lepidoptera; Noctuidae
Source: the annotation of a GenBank genome assembly